CUCAAAUCUCAGGCUAAACCUUUCGUAUAUAUCAAAUCACAUUCCUUAAAUAUAUUCAAGGUUUGUUCCACAUUAGUAGGCCCCAUUUACGAAACAUAUAUACACAUGUAAUAAAUUUCGUAAAAAUAAGUAAAGCAUACGCUCCGCGCUUAAAAUCCCAAAUUGUAGAACUAUGAAGCCCGUUAUCGAAUGGCUAAUUAGCGUUUGUGCUGGCCUCCUCUUUAGCACUCAGUCCAUGCGUAUUUUGAAGAUAGCCAACGAUGAGAAGAAUUCAUCAUCGUCGUCCUCCUCACAGACCAAGCCCGUAACGGCGAUUAAAGACGAACUGGAAAAGCCCUACAUUAUGGGAUCCGAGCAGAUAAGCGCCGCAUUGCAGACAGUUCUGAGCAGCGAUGGAAAUAACCUAGAUAAUCAGAUGCUAUCCGACAACAACAACAACAAUAACAACGGACAAUUCGAGUAUACUUUGGGGUCGGAGUCGUUGAAUCGCAUGUUGGAGGACAUGUUGGCACGUCCAUGCAGUGAGAAUAUGGAGCUACCCCAUAUCGAGCCGGCAAUACAGCUUUAACUAUCACAUAUUGUAUAUAUUUAUAUAUAUAUACAUAUAUAUCUAUAUGUAUGUAUAUACAUAGAUAAAUUGUCAAUUGAUAUGUUCAGUUUCUUUUUUGUUUAUCUGUAAGAAUUCUCUGAAUAAAUUAACAAAUAUGGUCUACUAAAUAAAAGGUACAGAUAGACAUAUUUGUAUAUGUGUGUAUGUA
Drosophila mojavensis is the source of this 758-nucleotide messenger RNA. Its product is annotated as ras guanine nucleotide exchange factor Y. The coding region runs from base 173 to 568 and encodes 131 amino acids. The record is from RefSeq and is a predicted model, not a curated record. NCBI's taxonomy places the organism in Eukaryota, Metazoa, Arthropoda, Insecta, Diptera, Drosophilidae. The transcript has a single exon.